AUGGGAUGCGUCCUAUUCUGUCUCCCCGGUAUCUAUAUCGCCCUGACUGGUCUUGGGGCUGGUGGUGGACAGGCAGACUCGCAGGAAACCGCGGCUUUGACGAAUAGCAUUCUCUACGGUGUCUAUACCGUCGCGGGCUGGUGCGCAGGUCCUGUUCUAAAUCACCUGAAGCCAAAGUGGACAGCAGUAAUCGGUGGGAUUGGAUAUCCCCUCUACGUUGGUUCGCUAUGGUACUAUGACCGAAUUGGCAAGCAGCCAUUUCCGCUCGCAGCUGGUGGCAUCCUUGGUGUCUGUGCUGGGCUUAUGUGGACAACGUCGGGGUACAUCCAGUUUGCGUACCCGGAAGAGAAGGAUAAAGGAACGUACAUCGCUGUACAAUGGAUCCUGACUUCCGCGGGGAGUACAGUUGGUGCUCUCAUUGCGUUUGCCAUGACAGUUCAUGAAACGGAAGCUGGGGGAAUCUCCGACGCAGUGUAUAUUGCCUUUAUUGUGGUGAUGGCUGUUGCAGUAGUAGGAGCGUUCUUCUUUCUGGCAGAUCCAGCAGACAUCGUUCGAGACAACGGCCAGCAUAUUGCAGUGUUCGAGGCACCGACGCUCAAGAAAGAAGUGCUUGGGAUAUUGUCUGUCAUGGCGGAUCCAAAGAUCAUCAUCCUACUCCCGGCCAUGUUUGUCGCUGAGAUGUGCCUGGCCUUGACGAGCAGUAUCAACGUGUACUACUUCAACCUACGCACUCGCUCCCUCAACAACCUCCUCUUCCAGGCAAUCAUGAUCCCAACCCCCAUGCUCCUCGCAUGGAUCCUCGACAACAAACGCAUGUCCUCGCGCAAAGCCCGCGGCGCCACAGGGACAGCCAGCCUCGCCCUCGUAACCCUCAGCGCGGUAAGCGGACUCCUGGCGUGGGUAAUCCGCAACAACGUCAGCCAUUCCGCAACGCCGCCGCCGGCAGUGGACUGGACCGAGUCCGCCUUCGGGCCGGGGAUAGUGCUGUAUCUGCUCUUCGGGGUCAUCUACGCCUGUUUCCAGAUCAUGGUGCAGUGGACGCUGGCAGCGCUGACCAACGACCCGGCGCUGUGUGCGCGUUAUGCGGGGGCGUUCAAGGGCACGGUGAGUCUGGGCAUGUGUGUUUCGUUUACGGUUGACUCGCAGGGAAUGCAGAUUCGGGAUCAGGUUAUCCUGCAGUUGGUGCUUUAUGUAGCGGGGGUGGUGAGUUUGGGUUGGGUUGUGGUUGGGUAUGUGAAGCAGACGAACUAUUUCGUGGAGGAGGGGGUGAUUGUGCCGGUUGAGGAGGAGGAGGAGGAGGAGGAGGAGGAGGAGGGGAAGAAGGAGUAG
Messenger RNA from Aspergillus versicolor CBS 583.65, 1329 nucleotides. RefSeq lists its product as uncharacterized. NCBI's taxonomy places the organism in Eukaryota, Fungi, Ascomycota, Eurotiomycetes, Eurotiales, Aspergillaceae. Bases 1 to 1329 code for a protein of 442 amino acids. The transcript has 8 exons. The record is from RefSeq and is a predicted model, not a curated record.